Naumovozyma dairenensis CBS 421 is the source of this 2211-nucleotide messenger RNA. It is a transcript of the gene DSN1, whose product is annotated as MIND complex subunit DSN1. Gene Ontology annotation, biological process: mitotic sister chromatid segregation; cell division. The record is from RefSeq and is a predicted model, not a curated record. Bases 1 to 2211 code for a protein of 736 amino acids. The transcript has a single exon. NCBI's taxonomy places the organism in Eukaryota, Fungi, Ascomycota, Saccharomycetes, Saccharomycetales, Saccharomycetaceae. Gene Ontology annotation, cellular component: MIS12/MIND type complex.
AUGAGUGUGGAACUCCCACCUAAUAAACGAAAAAUGUAUCCGACACGGAUACAAACUAUAAAGACAGAUCAUUUAGAUAAUCCAUCAAAAUCAAUACAGAGUGAUAUACAAAUUGAAACAGCUAAUGAUAAUAAUAAUGAUGAUGAUAACCAUACUGGGAUUACCAAGAAUAAGAAUAAGAAUAAUAAAAAUAAAAAUAAAAAUAAAAAUGAGCUUAAACGAUCGUCUCCUUUUAAUACAGAUCAAGAUAAACAAGAUAUCAACAAUGUUGAUGAUCAUGAUUUUAAAUUUAAAAGACACCGAAUAAAAAAUUCAAAUGAUAUACCGUCCCUAGGUGAACGACUGGAUAAUUUACAAGAUAUUAAUAGGGCAAGAAGGAUAGAUAACUUUAAUUCAUCAAUACAGGUCCCACCUUCUUCAAAAGCUGACAAUCGUACCAAUAAUACUGACCACGUUAAUAUACCGACCGAUCAUGCAUCUGUAUCGCAACUGCGACAUCAACAACAAUUGAAAAAACAAGUCGAUAAUCCAUUCCAAGCAAGUGGAUCUGUUUCAUCGGAUUCCUCAACUGGGAACGACGGAAUGAAUAUCCAGAAUGCUGCUCCUGGUUUAGGCCCAACUCCAUAUAUGCCUUAUAUGUAUUAUUAUCCUCCUCCUCCUCCUCCAGCUCAGUUACUACCGCCGAACAGUAACUUUAGUCCUAAAAAUUAUCAAUCUUUUCCUCCUUCAUUUCCUCCUCCACAUCCACCAUUUUCAGUGCCGAAUUAUCUAUUAUCACCAGUUCAAAAUUCACAAUAUUUGCCAAAUUCAUCGUUACAACCAUUUUAUCCCACAUCUAAUCAAAAUAUGAUGAUGACGAGUCCCAUGUAUCCAUCAUCAUCUUCUCGAAUACCGUCAUCCUCCUUACAAACACAGGCACCACAACACUUAUUACCACCUGCAUCAUUAUAUCCAUAUGAUAUCGCAUAUCAAAAUUAUCAUCAAACAAAUUUAACAAAUCAAACAAGGAAUAAAAGGAAAUCACUAACUCAACAAAGGGGUAAAAGAUUAUCAAUAUUAUCACAAGAUAAUAAUAAUAUAAUAUCACCACAUAAGGAUAUACCACAAGAUGAAUUUUAUAAACAUAUUGCUAAUAUUUCAUUUGGGAAAAAUUUACAAUUGAAACAAUUGUUUAAUUGGUGUAUGAUUAGAUCAUUAGAAAUUUUACAAUCAAAAUCAAAAUCAAUAUCAAAAUCUAGAGCGAGACAGAAUAAUACUACUGCGAAUAAUAAUAAUAAUACGGAUAUGAUUACUUUGAAUAUUAUUAAGAAUUUCGUCACUGAUUUGAGAAGAGGUAUAAUUGAUAUAGAUUGGGAACCAGAACCUGUCGAAAAUGAGGAUGAUAAUGAACAAGAGAAUGCGGAUGAUGAUGAAGAAGAAGAAGAAAACGAGGACGAAAAGGAAGAUUUGACGAAUGGUUUUGAAUCAUAUGAAGACACAGAAUUAAGACAAUUAUUCCCAGAUGAUACGACAACAAUAAGAAGAAAACAGGAAGAAGCAAUCAUGAAUAAGAAUAGGAAACAAAAUCAGAGUAAUAAAAAGACAAUGAAGAAGAAGACCAAAAACAAGGUCAUACGAAGUGCUGUGACGAAUGACGUGGAUGAUGAUUGUUAUAAUAAUAAUAAUUAUAAUAAUAACAAGAAAAAGAAGAAAUUGUUACCAAAUUCUAAAAAUGUUCAAAAUUUGAACAAUUUGAAUAUAUUAAACGAAAAAAUUAAUAAAAUUAAAUCAGAAAUUGACCAAUGGGCAACUUCACUAGAUGCUGUUGAUCCCGAAUUUGGCUGGAAAUAUAUCAAGUCUAUUGUAAAUGACAAUAUCGAUGUAGACGUUGAGAACAACCGAAAAGAAGAUGAGUUGUCGAUAAAGACGAAGUCAACACAAGUGGAACCAGCAGAAAUGAUGUCAUCAUUGUAUGAAGAUUUAAUGACCAAGUUAGAUGCUUUACAUAUGAAUUCACAUUAUGUUAACUCUCAUUCAACUGCAUUAGAUAAGAUAUCUUCUCAAAAGUUACUAAAAUUAUCAGACCAUAUCAAUGAGAGCAAUAUGCAUAAAAGGUAUGAAGAUAACAAUGCUAAGAACGGACGUGUUGAUAUGAAUAAAUUAUUAUUACGUGGGUUAAGUGAGUCAAUCUUAAACAAGAAGCAAUUUUUACAAGAACAACAUAGAAGGUAA